CCCAUUAAAAGAAUAAAGCUGGAGAGAGCGAGAGUACGAAGUGCGGCAACCCGAGUCAUGGCAGGACAGGCAUUUAGAAAGUUUCUUCCCCUCUUUGACCGAGUAUUAGUUGAAAGAAGUGCACCCGAAGUUGUAACCAAAGGAGGCAUUAUGCUUCCAGAAAAAUCGCAAGGAAAAGUAUUGCAAGCAAUGGUAGUAGCUGUUGGAUCAGGCUCUAAAGGAAAGGGUGGAGAGAUUCAACCAGUUAGUGUGAAAGUUGGAGAUAAAGUUCUUCUCCCAGAAUAUGGAGGCACCAAAGUAGUUCUAGAUGACAAGGAUUAUUUCUUAUUUAGAGAUGGUGACAUUCUUGGAAACUAUGUCGACUAAAAUAAGUCACUAUUG
Messenger RNA from Balaenoptera acutorostrata (minke whale), 381 nucleotides. RefSeq names its product 10 kDa heat shock protein, mitochondrial-like. Gene Ontology annotation, cellular component: mitochondrial matrix. Gene Ontology annotation, molecular function: protein-folding chaperone binding; metal ion binding; ATP binding. The transcript has a single exon. NCBI's taxonomy places the organism in Eukaryota, Metazoa, Chordata, Mammalia, Artiodactyla, Balaenopteridae. Bases 58 to 366 code for a protein of 102 amino acids. The record is from RefSeq and is a predicted model, not a curated record.